Molecule: messenger RNA, 1971 nt
Organism: Paramecium sonneborni
Lineage: Eukaryota; Ciliophora; Oligohymenophorea; Peniculida; Parameciidae
Source: the annotation of a GenBank genome assembly
UAUGAGGAUCACUGCAGUUUCUCUUUUAAAUUUUGAUUAAACUUAAGUUAGAGAUCCUAUAAUUAAUUCUCCAAGAUCUUUAGAAGCUUGUAGAAGAUAAGGAAUAAGACCUGAAUAAUUAAUAAUGAAAAGUAUACAUGAUUUGAAGAGAGAAAAUAAAAAUUUAAAUUUAGAUGAACAAGCUUGGAAAAUAUAUCUUUAACAUGAAGAAGAUAAGAGAUAAGCUAGAGUUGAGGUAUUAAUAGCAGAAAGAGAAGAGAUUAUUUAAUAAUAGAAAGAGGAGUAUUAAAAUGAAAGAUUUGAAAAAGCUGAUUUAGAAAAAGAGAGAAAGAGAAUGGAAAUGAUUAAAAAAAGAAGAGAAAAAUAAAUGUAAAAAGUAAUAGAUUAAGAAAUAUAAACUUAAGAAUUAUAAAAUCAAUUAAGAUAAAAAGAAAAGGAAUUAAAAUAGAGAUAAAUUGAAUAAAAAUAAGAAUUAGAAUAAAGGAAAAAGGAUAAAAAGAUUGAAGAAGAAUUAAGAAAAUAAUAAAUAUAAUAUUAAGAAAAUUUAAGAAAAUAAAAACAAUAUUCAGAAUAAGAUAGAUUGAAAUAAGAACUUAUUAAUAAAAUAAGUCCAUAAUAGAGAAUAGAACAAGAGAAAGAAUUAAAAAAGUAAAAGAAAAAAAGAGAUAAAUAACUUAAAAAAGCAUAAGAAGAAAGAGAAUAAAAAGAAAGGGUUCGUUAGUAAAUGCUUGAAUAAUUGUAUGAAGCUAAAUUAUUAAAAAUGGAAUAAAGAGAAGCUAGACUUAAGAUAUUAUAAGAAGAAGAAAAAGAUCUUAAAUAAUAAGCUAUUUAGGCAAAAUAAGAAGAAGCUAAUUUUAGAAGAGAUGAGAAUAAAAGAAGGGCUUAACAUUAAUUAAAUUAAGUUUAUUUAAAUUUUUAAUAAAAAUAAUUGAAUGCUGAAUAAAAAUUAAUAGCAAAAUAGAAAGAAAUCGAAUUGUUUAAUAAGGAAUAAGAAAUUAAAAGAGAAAUAUAAAAAGAAAAAAGAAAAGAAAUUUAAUAGAAGAAUUUAGUUUAAUAAGAAAAAAGAAGAGAUGAUUUGAUUUUUAAAUUUAAAGAAAUAGAAGAUAGAUUUAAAAUUAAUGAAAUGGAUAGAGAAUUAACUUUGCAUUAAAAAAGAUAACUUUAAGAUGAGAGAGAAAAUUAUAGAUAAUAAGUAAAUUAUAUUUCAAAUUUAUUAGUUAUUAUUAAAAAAUGAUUAGGAAUUAGAGAAAAAAUGUCAAAAAAUUAGUAUUUAGAGAGAAGCCAAAGAAUUAUAAGCUAUUAGAGUAUUGAAAGAAAGAGAUUAGAUGAUAAAAGAAAAACAUUUAUAAGAAUUAUUGAAAAAAUAAGAAUAAACAGAAACAUAAGAAAGAAUUAUGAGAAUUAGAGAUUAUGAAAGAGAUUAGCUUAAAAAGAAACUUGAAGAAAAAUCUCAAAGAAGAGAUUAAUUAAUUAAAGAAAAGAUGGCCUCAGAGAAAUAAAAAUAAGAAUACAAGAAAGCUUAGAUUAUCGAAAAAGAAUAACUUAAAAAAGAUUUAGAAGAAUUAUUGAAAGAACAUUAGUAAUAAGAACCUAAACCAAUAAUUGUUUAAUAGAAAAAAAGACCAGAAAGCGCUCCAUAAAAAGGUAAAAAUAUAUAAGAUUAAUAAUAAAAAAAUAAACCAAUUGUAAUGGCUCCUUAUGAUAUUAUGACAAAGGAAAAGUAAAUCUAAGAAAUAAAAAUUAAGUAAAACUAAGAAUUGCUUAAGGUAAAUAAUAAUUAGAAAUUUAUUUUAGCUUUUAGAAGAAGAAGAAAACAAAGAACUUGAAAGAUAGAAAUUAUUAAGAUAAGUUGAUGAUCCUAUUGAAAGAAUGAGACUUGAAAAAAUAUUAGAAUUUGAAAGAGCUUUAACACAAGAUAGACUUGCAUAAUUAGAUAAUAAGCAUCAAAAAGAAUUAGAAUAAUUUGAAUGA